This is a messenger RNA of Armigeres subalbatus, 327 nucleotides long. RefSeq names its product histone H2B-like. Bases 1 to 327 code for a protein of 108 amino acids. Gene Ontology annotation, molecular function: structural constituent of chromatin; protein heterodimerization activity; DNA binding. The transcript has a single exon. Gene Ontology annotation, cellular component: nucleosome. The record is from RefSeq and is a predicted model, not a curated record. NCBI's taxonomy places the organism in Eukaryota, Metazoa, Arthropoda, Insecta, Diptera, Culicidae.
AUGGCACCGGCCGCCGAAAGGGUGGGACCUCAAUCUCCAUUGUUAUCAGAUACUGGCAAGGCAAUGAAGCUAAGAAAAACAGCGCAAUGGGCGAAGAGCAACUUACGGAAUCCACGAAAAAAGAAAAGACUAGCCAUCUACAUUUACAAGGUGUUGAAGCAAGUCCACCUGGACACUGCACUGGCGUCUCGUCAAAAGGUAAUGAGCAUCAUUAACAGCUUCGGAAACGACAAGACUGCCAUCCGCCUCCUGCUAAAGGGUGAGCUUUCCAAGAGCGCUAUCUCGGAGGGAACCAAAGUCGCCACCAAGCACACUACCUCCAAGUGA